Stomoxys calcitrans (stable fly) is the source of this 2345-nucleotide messenger RNA. RefSeq names its product xylulose kinase. Gene Ontology annotation, molecular function: D-xylulokinase activity. Bases 401 to 2125 code for a protein of 574 amino acids. NCBI's taxonomy places the organism in Eukaryota, Metazoa, Arthropoda, Insecta, Diptera, Muscidae. The record is from RefSeq and is a predicted model, not a curated record. Gene Ontology annotation, cellular component: cytosol. Gene Ontology annotation, biological process: xylulose metabolic process; D-xylose metabolic process. The transcript has 6 exons.
UAGCUAGCCGCUGCUAGCUGAUACUUCUGCUCGAGUGUUGCGGUGCCAACGCAAAAUAUUAGCAAACAAACAAAUCAACGGUUUUAGUAUUUAUUACACGGUCAAUAUAGCCGCGAGAAAUGAGGGGUGUUUAAAAUAAUCCAAAAAAAUAAAUUUGAUUUAAAAAUUAACCCUUUAUUCCUGGACCGCACCACAUAAUUAUUCCCAAAUAACUGGUUUCGUUUGAGUGAGACGGACGGACGGAGGGAGACUUUAUCGGUAUUUCGCUGGUUAAACGUGGACUCUUUACUCAUCGCAAUUUCAAGUGUUGUCUAUUUGUAUACAUACAUGUAUUUUAUUUAUUUGCGGUAAUCAAUUUAUCCCCCACAAAUAUUGAAGUUAUCUAUUGUUUGCCAAGAACAUGAAACACGAAAAAGCUGCUGAAGAUGAAAGAGAUAAGGCAACUUACUUGGGCUUUGAUCUAAGCACCCAAAAGCUUAAAGCCGUCCAACUAAAUAACAAACUUGAGAUCCUAGUUACUGCCGAAGUCAAGUUUGAUAGUGAUCUUCCAGAAUUUCGAACGACUGGUGGUGCCAAUGCGGGUGCUCGUAAAAAUGAAUACUUUGUCCAGCCUGUCAUGUGGGUUAAGGCCAUUGACAUUGUUAUGGAUCGUUUGGUUAUGGAAGGUGCCGAUUUGAGUACUGUGGUUGCCAUUGGUGGUUCGGCACAACAGCAUGGUUCUUUGUAUUGGUCCCGCCAUGGCAUAGAUACCUUAAAGAAUCUCGAUCCCGACAAAUUUUUGCAUUUACAAAUAGACGAUUCAGCCUUUGUCUUAACCCGCACGCCCAUAUGGAUGGAUGGUUCGGCGGAAAAUCAGUGCCUUGAAAUGGAGACUGCAAUAGGCGGUCUCACAGAAAUGGUUAGUCUGACGGGCAGUAAGUGUUAUCCUCGAUUUACGGGUCCCCAAAUACGCAAAGUCUAUCAACAGCGUACCCAUGCCUAUGAGGACUCUAAACGCAUUUCCUUGGUUAGCAGUUUUUUGGCUUCCAUGUUUUUGGGUGAAGUGGCUGCUAUAGACUAUGCUGAUGCUUCCGGCAUGAAUUUAUUUGACAUUACCUCAAAGUCUUGGUCCAAGGCCUGUCUGAAUGCAUGUGCACCCGAUCUGGAAGAGCGCCUAGGGGAACCUGUGAAAACAAAUUCAAUUUUGGGUAAUGUUUGCGAUUUCUUCGUUCAACGUUUUGGCAUGCCUGAGACAUGUAAGGUGGCAGCUUUUACCGGCGAUAAUCCCUCCGCUUUGUCCGGCAUGUUGGUGGAAAAAGAUUGGCUGGUUAUGUCCCUGGGCACCAGUGAUACUAUAAUGAUGAAUUUGGAACAACCUCCUCAGCUGGAGGAGGGUCAUGUUUUGUGCCAUCCCACCGAAGAAGAUCAAUAUAUGGGUCUGCUAUGUUUUCGUAAUGGUUCCUUAGUUCGAGAUGCUUUUAAACGUACAGAGGCUCAAAAUAGUUGGCAAACUUUUAGCUCUUUGUUGGAUUCAACGCCCCGUGGUAAUUAUGGUAAUAUGGCUUUACAUUUCCAUACAAUGGAAAUUAUACCAAAUGCCAAAGGUGUGUUACGUUGGAAUAAAACACACACAGCAGCUUCUCCCGAUGCUGCCAAAGGUGUUAGCAAGUUUACCUCACCUGAAGCCGAAAUACGCGCCUUAAUUGAGGGUCAAUUUUUGCAUAGGAGAGCUGUAGCCACUGAUAUGGGUUUCCAUUUUGGCGAAGAGACUAAAAUCAUUGCAACUGGGGGAGCAUCGGUAAACAAGUCAAUUUUACAAGUGAUUUCGGAUGUGUUCAAUGCUCCUGUUUAUAUUCAGAAAGCUAGUGAGGCAGCAUUAUUAGGAGCUGCAUAUCGUGCAAAAUAUGCCGAAUAUUUAGAUGAACUAUCCAAAAACGAAGAUAAAACUGAGGCAUCAAUUGAAGAAGUCAACAACAGCAGCAGCAGUAACAAUACCAGCGUUUUAAGUUAUCAUGACUUUAUAUUACCAUAUGUACCAAACCAUUUGGAACGAGUGUGUGAACCUUCGAAGGACAGUGAAGACAUUUACACACCUAUGUUGGAUCGUUAUCGGGCCAUGGCUUAUGUUUUGCAACAAAUUAAAUGAUAUUUUUGUUUGAAUUAAAAACAAAACAUAUGAACUAUUUUGAAAAGACUUUAGAGAAUUAUUUUUUGAAAAUAACACUAAACAACAUUCCUCGAUUUUCAAUGUAUCUUCUUUGCGAUUUUAUGCGAAAGCUUCUAUCUAGCGUAAAUUAUUAACAAAACAAACCUUAACAAGUGCAAUCGUUUUUUUUACUCAAAAUAAAACUCGUUUUCAUUAUAAA